Homo sapiens (human) is the source of this 932-nucleotide messenger RNA. It is a transcript of the gene KIR2DL2, whose product is annotated as killer cell immunoglobulin like receptor, two Ig domains and long cytoplasmic tail 2. Lineage: Eukaryota; Metazoa; Chordata; Mammalia; Primates; Hominidae. The record is from RefSeq and is marked reviewed. Gene Ontology annotation, cellular component: plasma membrane.
AGAAAACCUCCCCUCCUGGUCUACCCACGCCUGGACUCAGAAGAGACUCUCCACCUCAAAGGAUAGUGCUCCAGCUACUGCUUCUCUUAUGGUAACCCCCGACACCUGCACAUUCUGAUUGGGACCUCAGUGGUCAUCAUCCUCUUCAUCCUCCUCUUCUUUCUCCUUCAUCGCUGGUGCUCCAACAAAAAAAAUGCUGCGGUAAUGGACCAAGAGUCUGCAGGAAACAGAACAGCGAAUAGCGAGGACUCUGAUGAACAAGACCCUCAGGAGGUGACAUACACACAGUUGAAUCACUGCGUUUUCACACAGAGAAAAAUCACUCGCCCUUCUCAGAGGCCCAAGACACCCCCAACAGAUAUCAUCGUGUACACGGAACUUCCAAAUGCUGAGUCCAGAUCCAAAGUUGUCUCCUGCCCAUGAGCACCACAGUCAGGCCUUGAGGGCGUCUUCUAGGGAGACAACAGCCCUGUCUCAAAACCGGGUUGCCAGCUCCCAUGUACCAGCAGCUGGAAUCUGAAGGCAUGAGUCUGCAUCUUAGGGCAUCGAUCUUCCUCACACCACAAAUCUGAAUGUGCCUCUCACUUGCUUACAAAUGUCUAAGGUCCCCACUGCCUGCUGGAGAAAAAACACACUCCUUUGCUUAGCCCACAGUUCUCCAUUUCACUUGACCCCUGCCCACCUCUCCAACCUAACUGGCUUACUUCCUAGUCUACUUGAGGCUGCAAUCACACUGAGGAACUCACAAUUCCAAACAUACAAGAGGCUCCCUCUUAACGCAGCACUUAGACACGUGUUGUUCCACCUUCCCUCAUGCUGUUCCACCUCCCCUCAGACUAGCUUUCAGUCUUCUGUCAGCAGUAAAACUUAUAUAUUUUUUAAAAUAACUUCAAUGUAGUUUUCCAUCCUUCAAAUAAACAUGUCUGCCCCCA